Molecule: messenger RNA, 6642 nt
Organism: Zootoca vivipara (common lizard)
Lineage: Eukaryota; Metazoa; Chordata; Lepidosauria; Squamata; Lacertidae
Gene: TRAF6
Product: TNF receptor associated factor 6
Biological process (GO): innate immune response; protein ubiquitination; regulation of apoptotic process
Cellular component (GO): plasma membrane signaling receptor complex
Molecular function (GO): zinc ion binding; tumor necrosis factor receptor binding; ubiquitin protein ligase activity
Source: RefSeq, a predicted model, not a curated record
GGCGGAGGAAACUCCUCCCUCGUUACGCCGCUUCCUUCUCCGGCUUUUCUCGGCCUCCGCCUCUCUCCCGCCCGGACCAUUUCCACAGAUGAGGACGAGUCACCUGGCCGAGAAGACGGCGGCAACCGGGCUGAGGUAACCGGGCUGAGAGUACUCUCUGGUCCCCUACCUGUUACUAUGAGUCUGCUACACAGUGACAGCAGCUUUGAAGCCAGUGGCCAGGAUAGCAGCUGCUGUGCAGCUAUGGCCAGCAGUUGCAGCGCUGGAGCCAAAGAAAAAAGCAUCAACACCAGUGUCAGCAAUGGCACUGGGGGGACACUUUCAAACUCUUUCAUGGAAGAAAUCCAGGGCUAUGAUGUGGAGUUUGACCCUCCGCUGGAAAGUAAAUACGAAUGCCCAAUCUGUCUGAUGGCUCUCCGGGAGGCGGUGCAGACACCAUGCGGACACCGCUUCUGCAAAGCUUGCAUUGUCAAAUCCAUAAGAGAUGCUGGUCAUAAAUGUCCAAUCGACAACGAAAUUUUACUCGAAACUCAACUCUUUCCUGACAACUUUGCAAAACGGGAAAUCCUAUCGCUGAUGGUGAAGUGUCCCAACAAGGGCUGUCAUCAGAAGAUGGAACUCAGGCAUUUAGAGGACCAUGAGCUGCAUUGUGGCUUUGCUCCAGAGAAAUGUCCCCAGUGCCAUGGCAUUUUCCAAAAGAAUCAGAUACAGGAUCAUAUAAAGCAAGAAUGCCCUCGACGACAAACCUCUUGUCCAAACUGUGCUAUGUGGAUGCCUUAUGAAGAAAAAGAGCUUCAUGACCAGAUGUGCCUUUUAGCAAAUGUCUGCUGUGAAUACUGCAAUACAGUGCUAAUCAGAGAACAGCUUCCUAAUCACUACGAUAAUGAUUGCCCAACUGCUCCAGUACCGUGUACAUACAGCCCCUUUGGAUGUCCAGAAAAAAUGCAGAGAAAUGAGUUGGCACGGCAUAUGCAGGAGUUCACCCCAGUCCAUAUGAGAAUGAUGGCUCAGACUCUCCUCAAUAUCACUAAUUUCCAUGGUGCUAUCCCAUAUGACCCGUCACCUUCCUGUGAAUGUAGCCCAGAGGUCCAAAACUUCAAGGAGACGAUUCAACAACUGGAAGGUCGCUUGGUAAGGCAAGAUCACCAGAUCCGAGAACUCAUAGCAAAGAUGGAGACACAAAACAGCCAGAUGGGAGAUCUCAAACGCACUAUCCGAAAUCUGGAGGAAAAAAUUGCAGAAAUGGAAUCACAGCAGUGUAAUGGUAUUUUCCUGUGGAAGAUUGAGAAUUUCAGUGUUUACUUGAGAGCGCAAGAAGAAGAAAGGCCUGUUGUCAUCCACAGCCCAGGCUUCUACACAGGGAGACCUGGCUACAAACUUUGCUUGCGGCUGCAUAUCCAGUCGCCGAAUGCACAGCGCUGUGCCAACUAUAUUUCCCUUUUUGUUCAUACGAUGCAAGGGCACUAUGACAGUCACCUGCCUUGGCCCUUCCAAGGCACCAUACGGCUUUCUAUCCUGGAUCAGUCAGAAGGAUUGUCAAGGCACAACCAUGAGGAAGUGAUGGAUACCAAGCCUGAGCUGCUCGCUUUCCAGCGUCCCAUGGUCGACCGCAACCCAAAAGGCUUUGGAUAUGUGACGUUUAUGCAGUUGCAGACGCUAAAACAAAAAACAUAUAUAAAGGAGGAUACUAUCCUAGUGCGCUGUGAGGUCAUAACACGCUUAGACUUAAACAGUCUCCGAAGGGAGGGUUUUCAGCCUCGUAGUACUGAUGGAACGGCAUAGGCCACCCCGCUUCAGGCUUGAGCUUUUGGUGGUCAACUGUGAUAAGGGCUGCAGAUGAAUAAAGAGAUUCAUCGGAAUGGCAGAUCCUUGAAGCAGAACCAAAACUGCCAUUCUGAGAUGCUUUUCAGAGCAUAGAAAGUGUUUCCUCUUUGAGUUAUUUGUAUUCGAAGUGGUAAAGACGGCACCCUGAUGGUCUAAAUAAGUAAGCUAAAUAACUAUGCUAUGAGUGGUAUGUUAUCAAAAGUUAAUAAAAACUAUGCAGUACCAUUUUUAGGAUAGCAGAGGCUUGGUCAGAUUCCACUUUUUAUUUGAUGGUUGCAAGACCUGUGUUUAAAGCCAUUACUUUGGUGUAUACAUCUCAAAGGAGCUGAAUUAUUUGACUGCCUAACCUGGUAGCUUGCUGAGCCAGCCAAGACUAGAUUUUGAACCAGGACAAUCCUACUAAAUAAGCCUUGGGAGUAUCAUAGCAGAAAGCAAGCACACCUGUAACUUCAUUGAUAUGCUGUAAAUAAGCCUAGGCAGGAAUCUUGGUUCUCUGUUUGCCACGCACCUUUUUGCAAACUCGGUGAGCUUGAGCUGUAAAUUGGUUGUCUUCACUUCAUCACUUCCCUUCCCAUGGAAUUUUGUAUUGAGAAUCCAUCCUCAACAGCUGCUAGUAUGGUGGAAUGUGUAGAAGUUUUUGAUCUAUCAGAAAGCUCAGUGUGGCACUGUCCUAGAGAAGCUUAAUGAUUUCAGUCUGGUUAAAUCACUGAUGAGAUCUUGUUUUGUACUUGAAAAUAUCUUCUUUCUUCUUUGGCGAUCACUCGUAGACAAGUAAGAUUGUCUUCCAUGAACAUGGUCUUAACAGUGAAUCCAUUAGUGACUGUGGAGGCCAAUUCUGGAUCCACAUGUCCUUCCACAGUAGGGACAUUGGUUUCCAGGUGGGAGUUGAUCAUGGUGAGGGUUUGCCAAAUGUGCCUUCCUCUUACCUCGUUUCUCCUUUUUGCUCUGAGUUCAUACUUCUUCAAAGUCCAUGACACCUCUGGUAAAGGCUGUUCUCCACAACUACAAAUCAGCUGAUAAGAUUAGGGUCAAGAGUGUUGUAUCUGAGCCUAAAAUUGAAGAGUGUUAGGGAAGUUUUCUGUCCAUAGUUCUGACCUGUGCAUAGUAAUCAAAAUAGAAUGGGGCAAAGCUGGUGCACAGUCUCCUUGUCGAUGUUAUUUGACCGGUAUAUCCUGUGAAAGUUGUCUUCUGUAAGAAGCCUAUGAACAAAAUUCAUUGGUGCUGAUAGAAAAGGUUGUGGGUAAUUGUAGCACUCUCAACAAUAGGUGUGUGACAUUAACACAGAGAUGUCUAGAAAUGUGCCACUCUGGUCAUAAAUGAGGGAUUCUUUGUAAAGGCAUCGUCAGUAUUGCUCACUCAAGAAUUCAAAGCCCUCUACAAAUGUGUAUAUAGCCAUACUAUGAUAAGAACCUGCUGGUUCAGGCCAGUGGCCCAUGUAGUCCAACUUCCUGUACUCAGUGGCCAAACAGAUGCCCGUGGGAAACACGCAAGCAGGAUUCAAACAUAAGUGCGUUCUCUCUUCCUGUGGUUUCCAGGAACUGAUAUUCAGCAGCAUUGCUGCCUCCAACUGUGGUGUCAGAGCAUAGUUAUUGUGGCUAGUAGCCAUUGAUUGCCCUCUUCUCUUUUAAAGCCACCCAAGUUGGUGACCAUCACUGUGACAGCUUGGUCUUUCAUUGACUCUCAGCCCUAUAAGAAGUGCAUCCUGAAUGAGUAAAAUGUUUUGUUUUUUUAACAGCAAAGAGGGUACUAUGAUUCUAUGAUUCUAUGAUUUACUGUCAAUAGGAAGGCACUGGCAAACUGAGGAUGUGUGUGAGAGAGACAGCAAAGUUCUCAAAAUACUUGUCAGCACUAGGAUUCCUUUGGGAUCGAUAUAAACAUGAUGUCAUGAAAGGAUGCAUUUUAAAGCUUCCUUUAAAUUGAGGUAAACAGUUAAUAUUGGCCCAUUGGCUGGUAUAUCAGAUCCCCUUCGUCUUCUACUUUCUGCUUAACUUAUUUAUUGUAGAAGAGAUGCAUCUUUGGAAACAGAGACCUAUGGAACCUUUUCGAAAAAAAUAAAUUUUUGCCUAUACUGAAGAUUCAAAGAGCCAUCUGAGCACAAACAUAAGUGCCAGUUUAUAAACCAGAUAUUGCUAUGUACUGCCUCUUUGUCUUGUGAAAAGGAAGUGCAGAUUUCCAGAUUUUUAAUAUUUAAAUGUUGCCUUAGUUUGUGUUCCCUGCUUACAACCAGAGUUCAGGUUGGUUGUAGAGGGGUUUUUUUGUAAAUAAAUAACUACCCCUAUAGCUGUAAACCCUAGAUCCUGGGAAUAUAGGAACAAGCCCCUUUGAACUCAGUGGGACUUAAUGCCUUCCUUUUAUUUCAUGUUUGUUUUUAUUGUUAAGUCAGGGAGCAGGACUCUGUCUGUUGUUCAGUGUUUUAUAUGUGCGUUGCUUUGGAGUUCCUUUUAAGAAUUCAUUUGAUGCCCACCAAAGAAGAUGAAGUAGUGUGAAAACUGCCAGUUGUACACAGUGACAUCUACAUGCCUCUGUACUAGUUUCCUUACUAGAGGUGGCAAGUAGGGAAGGCAAAUGCAGAGCUCUGCUUGCGAUCAAUGGCCUUGGUGCUUCUCCAGCAUUGUGGCAGCUCCUUUCUUUGCAAAAGAGACUUGUCCCACAUCAUAAUAUAAGUAGAUAUAUUUGAAAAGGGCAUGUUGCCUUUGAGAACUGAAACAUAUUCAAUUCAGUCACUUUAGUAUGCUUUCUUCUUUGGCGAUCCCUCGUAGCCGAGUAAGAUUGUCUUCCAUGAACACAGUCUUAACAAUGAAUCCGUAAGUGACUGUGGAGGCCAAUUCUGGAUCCGCUCGUCCUUCCACAGGGGGGGACAUUGGUUUCCGGGUGGGAGUUGACCACGGUGAGCAUUUACCAAACAUGCCUUCCUCUUAGCACAUUUCUCCCUUUUGUCCUGAGUUUGAGCACACAUGAUGGCUACUUCCUACAUUUUUGGUGGGGUACAAGUGCUUAAGGGUUUGGAAAGAGGCUUUAUAUACUGCUGAGGGUUUGGGUUUUGUUUUACCUGAUGAGAUAUUGGAGCAACCAGUUGGGGACAGGCACACAUUCCAUGAAACACUGGCAGGUGGAGCCUUUUCCAUUGAGAGAUGGUUUCUUUUUGCCGUAACUGGCCUAACAGUGAUAUAAUACAACAGAUAUGAGUUACGGGUGAUAAGGAUGCACUAAAAUAUUAUCAAAUAGUGUCAAUUCUACUAGUUUCUCAGAAGAAUACUUAAUAUAUUUUGUAACUCAUGCAGAAGCCUGUAUAUAGUAUUAAUAAACUAAUAAAGCCAUUAUACUGUUCACUUUGCAUUUUACUAGGCUAUUGUUUGCCAUAAUCAUACAAAGACAAGGACCUGACUAUAAAAAAGCUCAGAAAUAUCGCUGAGUUUGCCGUGCUUCAAGAACUUGUAUUUUGGCCUGAUUUAGUAGCCCACCAUCUCAACAGGGAAGGAAAGUGUUUAGUGAUAGCUAAUAGCAGGCAACUUGUGUCAUUCUAGUGCAGACAGCUCUGGUCUGGCGCCCUUAGAUCUACAACUACAACAGAGACUACAACUCUCCUCAGCCCCAGCCACCAUGGCCUGUGGUCAGGGAUGAUAAGAGUUACAACCAAAAACAUUUGGAGGGGGACCACAUUUGUGGAAGGUUGUUGCAGAGGUUGAAUGGCCAUCUGCCAUGGAUGCUUUAGUUGAGAUUCCUGCAUUGCAGGGGGUUGCACUAGAUGACCCUUGGGGACCUCUUCGAACUAUGAUUCUUUUAGUUUGGCUUUUUACAAUGUUUAAUGGGCUAAAAAAAAUUCAUUUUUUCCAGUAUACUUGUUAAAAGCUUUGUUAUAAUGGGUGUGAUGUUAAUGUCAUUUUCUUUGGAUAGUUCUCCUAUGGCAGUUUUUAAAAGAUGACAUCUUUUUGACUUCCCCGUUUGCAUCCUGCUUUGAAACAAUGGAAUCCUAGAGAAACUGGGGCAUUUCCUGCUUUCUUCCAGUAAGGUGCACGGUGGGUACAAGCUACACUUCAGUGUCUUGUCACUUAAAACCAAAAUGCAAUACAACCAAUUUGUAUUAGUAGAGUGGCUAACACUAACACAGAGAUGUGAAAAUCUCUGGGUCAGAUUUUAAGUCAGACGCACAGUGCAAUCUAUGCAUGUUUAUUUUGUGAGAAAACCAUGGCCAAUAAACAAUGUAACUGUGCAGAGAAAGAGACUUAAAACACCUGUUUCCGUUUAAGUCCAUGUAAAGAUUAGAGAACAGUGUGAUAUUAAUUAUCUAGGCUUAGACGGUUUAUAUUCCAUGCCGGGGGGGGGGGGGGGGUUAAGAAUCUGAGUUUGCUUUUGCAACAGCAUAUGAAUCUCUCUGGCUUUAGCAAUUAAAUUAGUUCACUCCUUAAUUCAUGUAAACUCCUUAUAUCAUAAGUGACAUGAGUCAGAGCCUGGUAGGCAAAGACCCAGCAGGUGCAUUUGAGUAUUACAUUAGAAGCUGGGAAAAUAAACAGCCUUGCAAAUUAAUCCACAAACCUGUUAGCUCAUGCGCCUUUCUGUACCUGCAGUCAAGAGUGGCACAGCAGCUUUUCUCGUUCCUCAGUCUGCCAUUGAGGCAUGCACAUGCGCUUAAAAAUCAUAGAAUCAUAGAGUUGGAAGAGACCACAAGGGCCAUCCAGUCCAACCCCCUGCCAAGCAGGAAACACCAUCAAAGCAUUCUUGACAUAUGCCUGUCAAGCCUCUGCUUAAAGACCUCCAAAGAAGGAGACUCCACCACACUCCUUGGUAGCAAAUUCCACUGCCGAACAGCUCUUACUAAUG